GGCGCUCCCCCUGGCGCGGCGGCCGCGGCGCUGCUGCUCGGGCGGGCGGGGGCGGCCUUGGGCUCCCGCUUCCGGUGUGGUGUCAUGGCGGGCCCCGGGCGCUGAUGGCUGAGGGGAGCUGAGGGCCCCGCAGCGCGCCAGGGAUAACGGAGACCCGCCCGCGCCCUCCCCGCGCCCGGCGCCUCUCCUGCCGCCCUCCCCGCGGGGAUCCGCCCCCCUCCCUGGCCGGGCAGGCGGGGGGACAUGGCGGCCCACAAGCCGGUGGAGUGGGUGCAGGCCGUGGUGAACCGCUUCGAUGAGCAGCUUCCUAUAAAGGCUGGCCAGCAAAAUACCCACACCAAAGUCAGUACGGAGCACAACAAGGAAUGUCUCAUAAACAUUUCCAAGUACAAGUUUUCCCUGGUCAUCAGUGGUCUCACCAAUAUCUUAAAAAAUGUUAAUAACAUGAGAAUAUUUGGAGAAACUGCUGAAAAGAAUUUGUAUCUAUCUCAGCUGAUUAUCUUGGAUACACUGGAAAAAUGUCUGGCAGGGCAACCAAAGGAUACCAUGCGACUAGACGAGACUAUGCUGGUGAAACAGUUGCUGCCAGAAAUCUGCCACUUCAUCCACACCUACCGUGAAGGGAACCAGCACGCAGCUGAGCUGCGGAAUUCGGCCUCUGGGGUUCUUUUUUCUCUGAGCUGCAAUAACUUCAAUGCUGUGUUCAGCCGCAUUUCCACCAGAUUACAGGAACUGACUGUUUGUUCAGAAGAUAAUGCUGAUGUUCAUGAUAUUGAACUUUUACAGUACAUCAGUGUGGAUUGUUCCAAACUAAAGCGACUCUUGCAAGAGACGGUAUUCAAGUUUAAAGCCCUUAAGAAAGUAGCUCAAUUGGCUGUUAUCAACAGUCUUGAAAAGGCAUUUUGGAACUGGGUGGAAAACUAUCCUGAUGAAUUCACAAAGCUGUAUCAAACACCUCAGACUGAUAUGGCUGAUUGUGCAGAGAAGUUGUUUGACUUAGUGGAUGGCUUUGCUGAAAGCACAAAACGUAAAGCAGCAGUUUGGCCACUGCAAAUCAUACUCCUCGUCCUGUGUCCAGAGAUAAUCCAAGAUAUAGCAAAGGAUGUGGUGGAAGAAACUAAAAUGAACAAGAAACUGUUCCUGGACAAUCUCAGGAAGGCACUUGCAGGCCACGGUGGGAGCAGACAGCUGACUGAAAGUGCUGCUAUUGCUUGUGUCAAACUGUGCAAAGCUUCUACGUACAUCAACUGGGAAGAUAAUUCUGUCAUUUUUCUACUAGUGCAGUCCAUGGUGGUAGAUCUGAAGAAUUUGCUGUUUAAUCCAAGCAAACCUUUUUCAAGAGGCAAUCAAAAUGCAGAUGUAGACCUUAUGAUUGACUGCUUGGUUUCCUGUUUCCGCAUAAACCCUCAUAAUAACCAACACUUUAAGAUCUGCCUGGCACAGAAUUCCCCAUCAACAUUUCAUUAUGUGCUGGUAAAUUCGCUCCACCGAAUCAUCACAAAUUCGGCGCUGGACUGGUGGCCGCGGAUCGACGCUGUGUACUGCCACUCCAUGGAGCUGCGCAGCAUGUUCAGCGAGACCCUUCACAAGGCGAUCCAGGGCUGCGGGGCCCACCCGGCCAUUCGCAUGACUCCGAUGCCAACCAGUCACUGUUUUGCAUGGCAGUGGGCCUCUGUUGCUAGUCUUACAUUUAAGGAGAAAAUGACAAGCCUUAAAUUUAAAGAAAAACCUACUGAUCUGGAAACCAGAAGCUACAAGUUCUUGCUGUUAUCCUUGGUAAAGCUGAUCCAUGCUGAUCCAAAGCUGUUGCUGUGUAAUCCAAGGAAGCAAGGGCCUGAGACACAGGGGAGCACGGCCGAGUUAAUUACAGGCCUCGUGCAACUCGUUCCGCAGUCCAGCAUGCCAGAUAUCGCACAAGAAGCCAUGGAGGCCUUGCUAGUUCUUCACCAGUUAGACAGCAUCGACUUGUGGAAUCCUGAUGCACCUAUAGAGACAUUCUGGGAAAUUAGUUCACAAAUGCUUUUUUAUAUCUGCAAGAAGCUAACUAGUCAUCAGAUGCUGAGCAGUACAGAAAUCCUCAAAUGGCUGCGAGAGAUUCUCAUCUGUAGGAACAAAUUCCUUCUAAAAAACAAACAGUCAGACAGGAGUUCCUGCCACUUCCUCUUCCUUUACGAUGUCUCUGGAGGUGGAACUAGUCAGAUUUCUCUUGACCAUGAAGAGAUGAUACGCUGUACUCCAGGAGCUACCCUCAGGAAAGGGAAAGGGAAUUCUUCCAUGGAAAGCACAGCAGGCUGCAGUGGAACUCCCAUCUGUCGCCAAGCCCAAACAAAAUUGGAAGUCGCCUUGUACAUGUUCUUGUGGAGCCCGGACAUCGAGGCAGUGCUCGUUGCAAUGUCCUGUUUCCGGCACCUCUGUGAGGAAGCUGAUAUCAGAUGUGGGGUAGAUGAAGUCUCUGUGCAUAAUUUUUUGCCAAACUACAAUACUUUCAUGGAGUUCGCAUCUGUUAGCAAUAUGAUGUCAACAGGGAGAGCAGCUCUUCAGAAGAGAGUGAUGGCGUUACUGAGGCGUAUUGAGCAUCCGACUGCAGGCAACACAGAGGCCUGGGAGGAUACACAUGCAAAAUGGGAACAAGCUACAAAACUGAUCCUUAACUAUCCAAAGACCAAAAUGGAAGACGGGCAGGUUACUGAAAGUCUUCAUAAGACAAUUGUGAAGAGACGAAUGUCGCAUGUCAGUGGGGGAGGCUCCAUAGACUUGUCUGACACAGACUCUCUUCAGGAGUGGAUCAACAUGACAGGGUUCUUAUGUGCCCUGGGAGGAGUGUGCCUGCAGCACCGCAGCAAUGCAGGGCUGGCCACCUACAGCCCACCCAUGGGCCCGGUCAAUGAGCGCAAGGGCUCCAUGAUAUCCAUGGUGUCCACCGAGGGAAACACAGAGACUCCUGUCAGCAAGUUCAUUGAUAGGUUAUUGACUCUCAUGGUCUGUAACCACGAGAAAGUGGGACUUCAGAUACGGACUAACAUUAAAGAUCUGGUGGGUUUGGAGUUGAGUCCAGCACUUUAUCCAAUGCUGUUUAACAAACUGAAGAACACCAUCAGCAAGUUUUUUGAUUCUCAAGGACAGGUUUUGUUAACUGAGACCAACACCCAAUUUGUAGAGCAGACUAUUGCUAUAAUGAAGAAUUUGCUUGACAAUCACACAGAAGGGAGCUCAGAACACCUUGGACAAGCUAGUAUUGAGACAAUGAUGCUAAAUCUGGUUAGGUAUGUGCGUGUGCUUGGAAAUCUGGUGCAUGCAAUUCAAAUCAAAACUAAGCUCUGCCAGUUAGUAGAAGUAAUGAUGGAAAGGAGAGAUGACCUUUCCUUUUGCCAAGAAAUGAAAUUUAGGAACAAAAUGGUCGAGUAUUUGACAGACUGGGUUAUGGGAACAUCUAAUCAAGCAACAGAUGAGGAUGUGAAAUGCUUGACAAGAGAUUUGGACCAAGCAAGCAUGGAAGCAGUGGUCUCUCUCCUUGCUGGGCUUCCACUACAGCCUGAAGAAGGAGAUGGUGUUGAGUUGAUGGAAGCGAAAUCUCAGUUAUUCCUUAAGUACUUCACGCUGUUCAUGAACCUUCUCAAUGACUGCAGUGAAGUUGAAGAUGAAAGCGCACAGACAGGAGGCAGGAAACGUGGGAUGUCUCGCAGACUGGCUUCGCUCCGGCACUGCACUGUCCUUGCUAUGUCCAACUUACUCAAUGCAAAUGUGGACAGUGGUCUUAUGCACUCAAUAGGCUUGGGCUAUCAUAAAGACCUCCAAACAAGAGCUACGUUUAUGGAAGUCCUCACCAAAAUUCUGCAGCAGGGAACAGAAUUUGAUACCUUAGCAGAAACAGUGCUAGCAGAUCGGUUUGAGAGAUUGGUGGAGUUGGUUACAAUGAUGGGUGAUCAGGGGGAGCUUCCUAUUGCUAUGGCUUUAGCCAAUGUGGUGCCUUGUUCUCAGUGGGAUGAGCUAGCUCGUGUCCUGGUCACACUCUUUGAUUCCCGGCACUUGCUCUACCAGCUCCUCUGGAAUAUGUUUUCAAAGGAAGUUGAGCUAGCGGACUCCAUGCAGACACUCUUCCGAGGAAACAGCUUAGCCAGUAAAAUAAUGACUUUCUGUUUUAAGGUGUAUGGUGCUACGUAUCUGCAGAAGCUUUUGGAGCCUUUAUUAAGGACUGUGAUCACAUCCUCUGAAUGGCAGCAUGUUAGCUUUGAGGUGGAUCCAACAAGGCUGGAGCCCACGGAGAGCCUUGAGGAGAACCAGAGGAGUCUCUUGCAAAUGACAGAAAAGUUUUUCCAUGCCAUCAUUAACUCCUCUUCCGAGUUCCCACCACAGCUCCGCAGUGUGUGCCAUUGUUUGUACCAGGCAACUUGCCACUCUCUACUGAAUAAAGCUACCGUAAAAGAAAAAAAGGAAAACAAAAAAUCAGUGGUUAGCCAGCGGUUCCCUCAGAACAGCAUCGGAGCCGUCGGAAGCGCCAUGUUCCUCCGGUUCAUCAACCCUGCCAUCGUCUCCCCUUACGAGGCAGGGAUUUUAGAUAAAAAGCCUCCACCAAGAAUUGAAAGGGGAUUGAAACUGAUGUCAAAGAUUCUUCAGAGCAUUGCCAACCACGUCCUGUUUACAAAAGAGGAACAUAUGCGGCCUUUUAAUGAUUUUGUAAAAAGCAAUUUUGAUGCAGCGCGAAGGUUCUUCCUUGACAUUGCAUCUGAUUGCCCAGCGAGUGACACUGUCAAUCACAGCCUGUCUUUCAUCAGCGAUGGCAACGUGCUGGCUUUGCACCGGCUGCUGUGGAACAACCAGGAGAAAAUUGGCCAGUACCUUUCCAGCAACAGGGACCACAAGGCUGUUGGAAGACGACCUUUUGACAAGAUGGCGACUCUUCUUGCCUACUUGGGUCCUCCUGAGCACAAACCCGUGGCAGACACCCAUUGGUCCAGUUUAAAUCUCACAAGUUCCAAAUUUGAAGAGUUUAUGACGAGGCAUCAGGUACAUGAAAAAGAGGAGUUCAAAGCACUGAAAACAUUAAAUAUUUUCUACCAAGCUGGGACAUCGAAAGCUGGCAAUCCUGUCUUCUACUACAUUGCUCGGCGAUUCAAGACUGGUCAGAUCAACGGAGAUCUGCUGAUCUACCAUGUGCUGCUGACUCUGAAGCCAUACUAUGCAAAGCCAUAUGAGAUUGUGGUGGACCUCACUCACGCUGGCCCCAGUAAUCGCUUUAAAACAGACUUUCUUUCUAAAUGGUUUGUAGUUUUUCCAGGCUUUGCUUAUGAAAAUGUCUCAGCAGUUUUUAUUUAUAACUGUAACUCUUGGGUCAGAGAAUACACCAAAUACCAUGAAAGGCUCUUGACAGGUUUGAAAGGAAGCAAAAGGCUUAUUUUCAUAGACUCUCCAGGGAAACUGGCCGAGCACAUAGAACACGACCAGCAGAAACUCCCAGCAGCUACCUUGGCUUUGGAGGAGGAUUUGAAAGUAUUUCACAAUGCUCUCAAACUGGCUCACAAAGACACCAAAGUCUCUAUUAAAGUUGGGUCGACCGCUGUGCAGGUGACAUCAGCAGAACGAACAAGAGUCCUGGGACAAACAGUGUUUCUAAAUGACAUCUACUACGCCUCUGAGAUCGAGGAAAUAUGUCUCGUGGAUGAGAACCAGUUUACACUGACCAUUGCCAACCAGGGCACACCGCUCACCUUCAUGCAUCAGGAGUGUGAAGCCAUUGUCAGGUCCAUCAUUCACAUACGGACGCGGUGGGAGCUCUCACAACCAGACUCCAUCCCCCAGCACACCAAAAUUCGCCCCAAGGAUGUCCCUGGGACGCUGCUGAACAUCGCGCUGCUCAACCUGGGGAGCUCCGACCCCAGCCUGCGGUCUGCUGCCUAUAAUCUUCUAUGUGCCUUAACAUGUACCUUUAAUUUAAAGAUUGAGGGCCAGUUACUGGAAACGUCAGGACUGUGUAUUCCUGCCAACAACACACUAUUUAUUGUAUCUAUUAGUAAGACUCUUGCAGCUAACGAACCCCACCUCACCUUAGAGUUCUUGGAAGAGUGCAUUUCUGGAUUCAGCAAGUCUAGUAUUGAACUGAAGCACCUCUGUCUGGAGUACAUGACUCCCUGGCUGUCCAACCUGGUGCGGUUCUGCAAACACAACGAUGAUGCCAAGCGCCAGCGGGUCACGGCCAUUCUUGAUAAGCUCAUAACGAUGACAAUAAACGAGAAGCAGAUGUACCCUUCCAUCCAGGCCAAGAUAUGGGGAAGUCUUGGACAGAUAACGGAUCUCCUGGAUGUCGUGCUGGACAGCUUUAUCAAGACCAGUGCCACAGGGGGCUUAGGCUCCAUAAAGGCUGAGGUUAUGGCAGACACGGCUGUAGCACUUGCUUCAGGAAAUGUAAAGCUGGUUUCAAGCAAAGUGAUUGGGAGGAUGUGUAAAAUAAUCGACAAGACUUGUCUGUCUCCGACUCCUACCCUGGAGCAGCACCUGAUGUGGGAUGACAUUGCUAUUCUAGCACGCUACAUGCUGAUGCUCUCCUUCAACAAUUCUCUGGAUGUGGCAGCACAUCUCCCCUACCUCUUCCACGUGGUCACCUUGUUGGUGGCCACUGGUCCCCUUUCUCUCAGAGCUUCCACUCAUGGUCUCGUCAUCAACAUCAUUCAUUCUCUCUGCACUUGUUCCCAGCUUCACUUCAGUGAGGAGACCAAGCAAGUUUUAAGGCUGAGCUUGACUGAGUUCUCUCUGCCCAAGUUCUAUUUGCUGUUUGGAAUCAGCAAAGUGAAGUCGGCCGCGGUCAUCGCAUUCCGCUCCAGCUACCGAGACAGGUCCUUCUCUCCUGGCUCCUAUGAAAGGGAGACUUUUGCCCUGACCUCGUUGGAAACUGUUACUGAGGCACUGCUGGAGAUCAUGGAGGCAUGUAUGAGGGAUAUUCCAACAUGCAAGUGGCUGGACCAGUGGACUGAACUAGCUCAAAAGUUUGCAUUCCAGUACAAUCCAUCCCUGCAGCCGAGAGCACUUGUUGUCUUUGGCUGCAUAAGUAAGCGUGUAUCUCAUGGACAAAUAAAGCAAAUAAUCCGAAUUCUUAGCAAGGGACUCGAGAGCUGUUUAAAAGGGCCUGAUAAUUACAAUAGCCAAGUUCUGAUAGAAGCUACGGUUAUAGCCCUCACCAAGCUGCAGCCUCUUCUUAACAAGGACUCGCCGAUGCACAAGGCCCUCUUCUGGGUAGCCAUGGCAGUGCUGCAGCUGGAUGAAGUAAACCUGUACUCAGCAGGUACAGCCCUACUUGAGCAGAAUCUGCACACCCUGGACAGCCUUCGAGUAUUCAACGACAAGAGCCCGGAAGAGGUGUUCAUGGAGAUCAGGAGACCCCUGGAGUGGCACUGCAAGCAGAUGGACCAUUUUGUUGGCCUGAAUUUCAACUCCAACUUCAACUUUGCACUAGUGGGACACCUCCUGAAGGGGUACAGGCACCCUUCUCCUACCACUGUAGCAAGAACUGUGAGGAUUUUACACACACUACUAGCUCUGGUUAACAAGCACAGGAACUGUGACAAGUUUGAGGUGAACACCCAGAGCGUGGCUUACCUGGCAGCUUUGCUGACAGUGUCUGAGGAAGUUCGAAGUCGCUGCAGCCUGAAGCACAGGAAGUCUCUCUUGUUGACGGACGUUUCAAUGGAGAAUGUUCCCAUGGAUACCUACCCCAUCCAUCACAGUGACACUAGCUAUAGGACACUAAAGGAAAACCAGCCCUGGUCAUCACCAAAGGGGUCAGACAGACACCUGGCUGCCAGUUACCCGACAGUGGGACAGAUAAGCCCUCGAACACGAAAAUCCAUGAGUUUGGAUAUGGGGCAGCCGUCACAAGCGAACACUAAAAAGCUUCUAGGUACAAGGAAAAGUUUUGACCAUUUGAUAUCGGACACAAAGGCUCCUAAAAGGCAAGACAUGGAAUCUGGAAUCACAACGCCUCCCAAAAUGAGGAGAGUAGCCGAAAAUGAUUAUGAAAUGGAAACCCAGAGAAUAUCACCACAGCAGCACCCGCAUCUCCGAAAGGUUUCUGUGUCCGAGUCAAAUGUCCUGCUUGAUGAAGAAGUCCUGACUGACCCCAAAAUACAAGCGCUGCUGCUUACGGUUCUUGCGACAUUAGUGAAGUACACUACUGAUGAGUUUGACCAGCGGAUUCUGUACGAGUAUUUAGCAGAAGCCAGCGUCGUCUUCCCAAAGGUCUUUCCUGUUGUGCACAAUUUACUGGAUUCCAAGAUCAAUACCCUCCUAUCGCUGUGCCAGGAUCCAAACUUGCUGAAUCCAAUCCAUGGGAUCGUUCAGAGCGUUGUCUACCAUGAAGAGUCGCCGCCCCAGUACCAAACUUCUUACCUACAGAGUUUUGGAUUUAAUGGGUUGUGGAGGUUUGCUGGCCCCUUCUCUAAGCAAACACAAAUCCCAGACUACGCUGAGCUCAUAGUGAAGUUUCUUGAUGCCUUGAUUGACACGUAUUUGCCUGGAAUCGAUGAGGAAACCAGUGAAGAAUCUCUCCUGACGCCCACCUCUCCGUAUCCCCCGGCAGUGCAGAGCCAGCUGAGCAUCACUGCUAACCUCAACCUUUCCAAUUCCAUGACCUCGCUUGCAACCUCCCAGCACUCCCCAGGGAUCGACAAGGAGAACGUGGAGCUGUCGCCCACCGCCGGGCACGCCAACAGUGGGAGGAUGCGCCACGGCUCCGCGAGCCAAGUGCAGAAGCAGCGCAGCGCGGGCAGCUUCAAGCGGCACAGCAUCAAAAAGAUCGUGUGAUUGCUCCUCUCUGACCCCCAUAACUUUCUGUCUGGAGACUGACGCACGCGGGCCCUCGCAGGGGCCCUCACCGGUUGCAAUGCUGCACUUAACUUUUCCAGUUCCCAUCCUGUCAGCCGUGUUGCCAGAUGAUCAACUCCUGAGACAUU
Messenger RNA from Pezoporus occidentalis (night parrot), 8939 nucleotides. RefSeq names its product neurofibromin 1 (gene NF1). The record is from RefSeq and is a predicted model, not a curated record. The coding region runs from base 244 to 8790 and encodes 2848 amino acids. Lineage: Eukaryota; Metazoa; Chordata; Aves; Psittaciformes; Psittacidae. Gene Ontology annotation, biological process: regulation of GTPase activity. The transcript has 59 exons.